UUUUAUUGUCACACAUACCCCGAAGUUGGAUUUCUUGAGUUGGUAAGGUCUAAUAUGGUUGAUGACUCACCUCACAAUACUUGCCUUCCCUUCAUGUUCGCUGAAGCUUAUGACCUCCAUCUCAGUACUCAUAAAGAUGAUCUUUUAUUUAUUUCUUUAGCUACCAGAGAUUGGGCAUUCUAGAAUUUGUCUACCCCUUGAUCUGGGGUGAGAAAGAAUUACUCAGUGUUGCUAAGAGAUGCCUCCUGUUGAAGCCAUUUUCACUGCUUUCAGUACCAUGGACCUCUCUUGCAGGAUAGCUUCUGGCUAAACUACUUUAUGGUGUUCUAUUUAGGUUGAUUCUAAUGGUUUGCCUGUUUGCUGUUCUACCCUAUGGUGGAUGCAAUUCAGAAUUGUGGUGGCCAGAAGACGGCUGAUGGCAGGCGUUUCCGAAAAGGCGGUGGGAUAUUAUGGAGCAUCCUUAAAGUGCGAGAUCCAAAUGCUUACAAAGAGAUAAUGAAGAAAGGGCAGGAGUUUGAGAAGCAAUUUAAGCAGGCUAAGCUCAAGCAAGAACCGCUUCCAAAUAACGAAGCUUCUUUUGAGAGAUCUAGCCAGACCACUGUGGGAGACAAAACUACAGCCAAUUCUAAAGAUGUUUUGCUGCAACAAGUUCCUGUUGAGCAGUCAAAAAGUGGAGCCAAACGUGCAUCUGUUCAUGACAGAAUAAGGGUGCCCAUCACGUAUGAUGAUAUAUUUGAAGGAAUUGAUGAAGGAAGGGAAUCAAGGGAUCCAUUGGCUUAAUACCUUUUGAAAAAUCGCUCAUAUGAUAUGGUGGAAUGAGGCGAUCUGAAAGAUGUAUAAAACUCAAUGCGAGUGGCAUAUGCCGAUCAGCUUAGACUAGGGGACUGAAAUGAAUCAACUUGAUUUUUGAUAAAGCCUUCUAUGGGGUUUCAAGUUGAAUUUCACUUGUGAACUCCUAGAUCCCGUGGAACUGUUCCCUUUCAUUUUGUUCAUUCUUAUUCAGAGUAAAUACAUACCUUUGCUGUGGCCCGAAAUUGUUCCAAAUCAAAUUAACAUUUUGAAAUUUCUUAUAAGAAUGGAAAGAAGUCGUUGCUUGCUAGCAUUA
Messenger RNA from Nicotiana tabacum (common tobacco), 1105 nucleotides. NCBI's taxonomy places the organism in Eukaryota, Viridiplantae, Streptophyta, Magnoliopsida, Solanales, Solanaceae. The record is from RefSeq and is a predicted model, not a curated record.